AAAACAUCAAAAGUCCCACGAACUCACCCCUUCACAUCGCCACAAUGUCAACAUCACAAGCCGCACCAAAAUCAAUCCUCAAAAAGACAUCCGGAUCAGAAACUCAACCACAACCCUCCAUCAGCAUAAAACCAAAAUCAGACUCCGAGCGCAAACGUCUAGAAACAGCAAUCCAACACGCCCACCUAAUCCAAGAACAAAAAUCAAUCCUCGCAAAAAACCUCGACUACAUUGAAGAACUCUCCGAAUACCCUUCCUCCUCAACCGGCGUCGCCACAGAUGUCGAAGUUGGCAAUUUUCUCAAUUACAUGAUUUCAUUUCAACCUUCAGAUUACGAUGCUUUGAUUGAAGAACGUCAUGUAAAUGAUAGAUGUGGAUAUACGUUAUGUCCCAAUCCGCCCAGGAAGCCUACAGUCAAAGCCCCAUGGUUGAGGAAUCGCGUCGAAAAUUGGUGUUCUGAUGGUUGUGCAAAGAAGGCUUUAUACGUCAAGGCACAAUUGGACGAGACACCUGCUUGGGAGCGCAGAGCUGGGGACAAGAACCCUUUGGUUCUCUACGACGAAAACAAGUCUGUCGCCCAAGGAGAAGCAACGCAAAUGCAACUUCCAGUGAGGGAAAAGCCAAAAUUGAGAGUCGCUGAUGAGAAAGAAUUGGCGUAUGAAAGAGGUGAGGUAAGCAGAGUGGAGGACGAAAAGAUGGACAAGGUGCUCAAGAUGGAAGUGCUCGAGAACAAAACGAUUUCUUCCGUCAUGCCGCCGACACAGACGAGUUUUGCGGAUAGUGCGUUGCACGACUUGAUUGAAGGCUAUCAACCACGGGGUGUACAAAAAGGAAACCGCAUGGUCAUCAGAUCGGAGAAUACAGACAGUGAGGCUGAAGAAGAUGCGUGAGUUAUGGCUUUUUUCAUACUUCAACUAUUUAACCAGAUACUCAUCACAUUUGCAAGCACGUCAUUGCUGUAAUCAACAACAGCGAUCAAGAAUGCUGAUUUAUGGUCGUGAAGCACGCUCUACUGAUUGCGACGUCCCAAAGAAGCAUUUUGAAGAUGGUCAAGAUGAUUCUGACCAAGUCCUGGUCGUUGACCCUCUCAC
Messenger RNA from Aureobasidium subglaciale EXF-2481, 1091 nucleotides. RefSeq lists its product as uncharacterized. Bases 45 to 890 code for a protein of 281 amino acids. The record is from RefSeq and is a predicted model, not a curated record. Lineage: Eukaryota; Fungi; Ascomycota; Dothideomycetes; Dothideales; Saccotheciaceae. Gene Ontology annotation, cellular component: cytoplasm; nucleus. The transcript has a single exon. Gene Ontology annotation, molecular function: RNA polymerase core enzyme binding; RNA polymerase II CTD heptapeptide repeat phosphatase activity.